Messenger RNA from Ceratina calcarata, 1825 nucleotides. RefSeq names its product peptidyl-prolyl cis-trans isomerase sig-7. Gene Ontology annotation, molecular function: RNA binding; peptidyl-prolyl cis-trans isomerase activity. Gene Ontology annotation, cellular component: nucleus. The record is from RefSeq and is a predicted model, not a curated record. Gene Ontology annotation, biological process: protein peptidyl-prolyl isomerization. The coding region runs from base 149 to 1672 and encodes 507 amino acids. The transcript has 4 exons. NCBI's taxonomy places the organism in Eukaryota, Metazoa, Arthropoda, Insecta, Hymenoptera, Apidae.
CAUUAGACGCCAUCACGAUCUUAUCAUGGACGCUAUUGUCGUAACAGAAGCAGAAGCAUCGGAAUGUUGUGUACAUAAUAAGUAUAAGGAUGAAAUUAAUCAUUGAAUAUUUGUAAUUGUAUAUAAUUGUAAAAAAGAUUACAAUAAUAUGGCGGUUGUGGUAGAAACUACGAUAGGAGAUUUUACUAUCGAUUUGUACACCGAAGAACGGCCGCAAACAUGUCGGAAUUUUUUAAAGCUGUGCAAGCUGAAGUAUUACAACUGGAAUUUGUUCCAUUCCGUUCAGAGCAAUUUCAUUGCUCAAACCGGAGAUCCGACUGGGACUGGAAAAGGUGGAGAGAGCGUGUAUGGAAUAGUGUUAGGUGAAAAAGCGAGAUAUUACGAGGCAGAGCAGAUGCCGAAAAUAAAGCAUGAUAGAAGCGGUUUGCUCUCUAUGGUAAAUUGCGGUAACAAUAUGUUGGGAUCUCAAUUCUUUAUUACCCUCGCGCCCGAACUACAGUCGCUGGAUGGACACCAUUGUGUAUUUGGCGAAAUCGCAGAAGGUCUAGAGAUCGUUCUUAAGCUAAACGAAACGAUUUGUGAUGGGGACCACAGACCAUACCAAGAUAUUCGUAUAUCUCAUACGGUCAUCUUGGAAGAUCCUUUCGAGGAUCCAAAGAAUUUUGUUGUACCUGAUCAGAGUCCACCGCCCACUCGAGAAGCUCUAAUGAGCGAUAGGAUAGGCGCUGACGAAGUAAUAGACGAUACAGCUGGCAUGACAACCGAAGAAAUAGUAGAAAUGCAGAAGGAGAAAGAAGCGAAAGCGAGAGCUACAAUACUGGAGAUCGUAGGUGAUAUUCCAGAUGCAGAAAUGGCUCCACCGGAGAACGUUCUCUUCGUUUGUAAAUUGAAUCCCGUUACGACCGACGACGAUCUUGAAAUUAUUUUCAGCAGAUUUGGGAAGAUCGUUGGUUGCGAAGUGAUCAGAGAUCGGCAGACGGGCGAUUCGUUGCAGUACGCUUUCAUCGAAUUCGGCGAUCGCAAAAGUUGCGAGGAGGCUUAUUUUAAAAUGGACAACGUACUGAUCGACGAUCGCCGUAUACAUGUGGACUUCUCGCAAUCGGUAGCGAAGAUGAGGUGGAAGGGUAAGGGUAAAGGUAUUCAAUACUUCGAUGACAAGGGUAAUGAAACGACGAGCGAGAAUCGUCGAAAGAAAAAAGAUGAAUUUAGAAACAAGGAUGACGCGAGAAGUCGAAGAGAAAAUGGUAACCGAUACAUGGAGGAAGUACCGGAUCACAGGAAACACGAGCGUCGGAAAGAUGUUGACAGAGGUAACUCGGACUGUUCUCAUAACGGGGAAAAGUAUGUGUCUAAGGAAGAAAAGCGUCAAGAAAGCUCGCGCGAGAGGUACGAAUUCGAUGUUAGGCGGGGAAAGGAAAGAAGACGAAGAAGCAGAGACAGGAGCGGAGGUCGGAACCGAGAUAAGAGCAAAGAAAGAGAUAGAAACAAAAGGGAGAGCGAUAAAGAGCAUAAGCGUAAAAAGAAGAGAUACGACAGAGCAGGCUCUAAUAUCAGUAGUGAUGAUACAAGACAUGAGAAGCAUAAGGAGAAGCAUUCGAGUCAUAAAAAGAAACGGAAUAGAGAUCGAUCGAGGGAGAGGUAUGAAGAGUCAGAGAAACGUAAGCGAAGGUGAUAAUGCGAAUAGUAUACUAGUUCGUCUAUAAAUCUGCGUGCUUCAUACAUGGGAUUCGUGUAUUGUGAGUGUCUAUUUUAUAAAACUGAAUAGUCGAUGAAUACUUUUAAGAAUGUAAAUUUUAUAUGUGAAUAAGAAUCAUUGCUUAAUUCA